Messenger RNA from Xyrauchen texanus (razorback sucker), 1285 nucleotides. RefSeq names its product uncoupling protein 2 (gene ucp2). The transcript is spliced from 7 exons. NCBI's taxonomy places the organism in Eukaryota, Metazoa, Chordata, Actinopteri, Cypriniformes, Catostomidae. Bases 237 to 1166 code for a protein of 309 amino acids. Gene Ontology annotation, biological process: adaptive thermogenesis; mitochondrial transport; mitochondrial transmembrane transport. Gene Ontology annotation, cellular component: mitochondrial membrane. Gene Ontology annotation, molecular function: oxidative phosphorylation uncoupler activity. The record is from RefSeq and is a predicted model, not a curated record.
UAAUUAUACGGUUUCUGAACGUUUCUCUAUGGAAGAAAACGCCAACGAAAUUCUUGUUGAAAGUCAUUUCAACCAGCGAGAUACUUUUAGAGAAUCUUGACCGGCCGGAGAUUCCUGAGCGAAGAAGAUCUCAUCCAAAACGGUUGGGGUGGAGUUCAUCUAUCUUGUGUUCACUUCAUUGGUUUACAAGAAUCAAUUCAAACUUUUACAUUCCUGUGAUUCCGGCUACAACAAAAAUGGUUGGAUUCAAAGCUAGUGAAGUACCCCCCACGGCCGCUGUGAAGUUUAUUGGUGCAGGAACUGCAGCCUGCAUUGCGGACCUCUUCACAUUUCCACUGGACACUGCAAAAGUUCGGCUUCAGAUUCAAGGGGAGACCAAAGGUCCUGCUAACACCUGCCAUGGUCCAGUGAAGUAUCGUGGAGUGUUUGGUACGAUCAGCACCAUGGUGCGUGUUGAGGGGCCACGCAGUCUCUAUAGCGGGCUGGUUGCGGGACUGCAGCGUCAAAUGAGCUUUGCCUCUGUACGCAUUGGGCUUUAUGAUUCUGUCAAGCAGUUCUACACCAAAGGCUCUGAUCAUGUAGGGAUUGGCAGUCGGCUGAUGGCAGGCUGUACUACUGGAGCCAUGGCAGUUGCUGUGGCCCAACCCACUGAUGUGGUGAAGGUCCGAUUUCAGGCUCAGAACAGCUCUGGGGCCAAUAAACGUUACCAUGGCACUAUGGAUGCAUAUCGGACCAUUGCAAAGAAAGAGGGGAUUCGUGGUUUGUGGAAAGGAACUGGCCCAAACAUCACCCGCAAUGCCAUUGUAAACUGCACUGAGCUGGUGACUUAUGACCUCAUCAAAGAUGCACUUCUGAAAUCAUCACUGAUGACCGAUGAUCUUCCCUGCCACUUUACAUCUGCAUUUGGGGCUGGUUUCUGCACCACAAUUAUUGCUUCUCCUGUGGAUGUUGUGAAGACGAGAUACAUGAACUCCGCCAAUGGCCAGUACAGCAGCGCCCUCAACUGUGCCGUAGCCAUGCUGACUAAAGAGGGACCAAAGGCUUUUUACAAGGGAUUCAUGCCAUCUUUUCUGAGGCUGGGUUCCUGGAACGUGGUUAUGUUUGUCACCUAUGAGCAGCUUAAAAGGGCCCUGAUGACCGCUCGCCAAAACUGGGUCACUCUUUAAUCUGCAAAUGCAGCUAGUUGAGCUUUGCUGAUGUGGUACUGAUUGUUGGUUUCUGUAUGACUUGAUUUUAGUUUUUAUGUAUGAUUUUGUUUACAUGUCCAUUAAACAACUUUACUUGA